Messenger RNA from Metopolophium dirhodum (rose-grain aphid), 6090 nucleotides. Its product is annotated as leucine-rich repeat-containing protein 4B-like. Gene Ontology annotation, molecular function: protein binding. Bases 817 to 3222 code for a protein of 801 amino acids. The transcript has 6 exons. Lineage: Eukaryota; Metazoa; Arthropoda; Insecta; Hemiptera; Aphididae. The record is from RefSeq and is a predicted model, not a curated record.
CGCCCGCCGCCACCAGUGUGCCGGGUACGCUAGACGACUGCUGAUGACCGUCGUUCGGUGUGCCGUCCGCCGUAACCGCCGCCCGACGAUUUGCGGCAUUUACGUUCGCGUGAUUUCGCGUUUUUUAAUUUGUUUUCUUAGUUUCGGUAUAUUAUUAUUAUUAUCGCAUUAAUUUGUCGUAACCACCCUCGCCGCCGCCGCCGAGUGUCUCGCGUCGAGUAUAACGACAGUUGUAUUAUAUAGUAAUAAUAAACUUGAUAUAAUACACGCACCGUGUUAAAAAUCGAGAGACGUCGUGAAAAUCAAACUAGCCAUAGUGCCGCCGGUACGCGUGUGCGUUGCGGUUCGUUUCGCGGAGGUCGCCGAUCGUUUCCGUUUUCCGUUUCCUGUCCACGAGAUUGGAUAUCAUCGUUUCGCCGGCUGCGAGCAGCUAACCCACGAUCAGACACCAGGAAUUCGAUUUAUCGAAGAUUCGAGUGCUUCGACGUGUUCAUAAACAAAAUCUUGAACUCGAGACUAGACAUCUGUCGAAACACAGAUGAUGUAUUACGGCAUGGGCGAGAUUUCGGUUUAUCCCCAAGUUUUGGCAUAAGACAUUGGAGGAUAGACGGCGUCAGCGUAUAUUAUAUUCCGAAAGAGUAAUGUCCAACACGUUUUCGGAUAACGUCGAUUGAGACGCUGUUGUAUCGAUAACCAGGUGGUGCACGAGGAUACGGCCAGGAGAUAGAGUCAUCCUGUCGGGAGCACAGAAAUCGCCAUGACUUUCAGGCUGGCAGAGUCAGCGACUGGGCCGAAGAUUCGACGCCGCCCGGCGUGAUGUACGCCACAGACACAGUGCCACGUCGACGCGUGGCCCAGACGACCGCAACUACGACGACAACGAUGAUUUUCGUGGCAGCCGUGAUGGCCACCGUGCUGGCCACGGCCGCUGGCUGCCCCAUUGGAUGUAUGUGUAAGUGGAAAGGUGGCAAGCAAACGGUCGAGUGCGUCAAUCGGAGCCUGUCAGCCAUACCGAAUGGCAUGGACGUCGGCACCCAGGUAUUGGACAUGUCGGGAAAUUCGAUGGACGCACUGUCCAGGGGCCGGUUUAUGUCAGCCGGCUUGUCCAACCUGCAGAAGAUCUUCAUGGCUCGGUGCCGGAUCACGUACGUGGACGACGCCGCGUUCCAGGGACUGUCCAACCUGGUCGAGCUGGACCUGUCCGACAACGGGAUCACCGACAUACCGACCAAGUCGUUCGACGACUAUCCGCAGCUGAUGAAAUUAGUGCUGAGCGGCAACGCGGUAACGGUGGUACGGACGGCCGCGUUCAAGCGGCUCGCCUACCUGACGGUGCUCGACCUGAGCCGGUGCCGGGUGUCCACGAUCGAGCCGGGUGCGUUCGACGGCUUGCACAGCAUCGAGUGGCUGCGGCUCGACCACAACCAGAUAGUGCGAAUCGAGAGCGCGGGCGCGGUCGUGCUGCCACUGUCGCUGCACGGCAUCGAGAUGCACCACAACCCGUGGACGUGCGACUGCCGGCUACGCGACGUGCACCAGUGGUUGAACAACAACAGCGCGCCCCACACGGUCGAGCCGACUUGCCACGGGCCGGACAGACUGCGCGGCAUGGUCAUCCGCAAGCUGGACGCCGAGGAGCUGGCGUGCGCUCCGGUGGCAGCGGCUGCGUCCCCCGAGUACGUGGAAACUGACGCCGGCAAGAAUGUGACGCUCGCGUGCAGGGUGACGCCGGCCGGGCAGGCGCGGGUAUCGUGGUGGUUCGAGGGCCGACAGGUGGCCAACAGCACUACGUCAGCUGGCGUGGAGCUGACCGUCGAGGACGUCGGCCCCGCGGACAACGGCACGUACGCGUGCGUGGCCGAAAAUCGGGCUGGCUGGGCCGCGUGCAACUUCACGGUGCGCGUGAUACAAGAACCGUCCGAGGUGGCGGCUGGUUCGUAUCCGCCGGACCAGCCCCCACCAGCCCUGCUGGUCAUCGUGCUGGCCGGUUCGGUGUGCUUUGUGGCCGUGGCGGUGGUUUGCGCGGUAAGCUGCCGGUUGCUAGUGGCGAAACGCCGUCGGCGUCGUGACCACGCCGGGCGACCGGGCGGCAAAUCCGGCGGCGCCGGGGGUGGUGAUGCGGGGGCCGACGACCCGUCCAACAGUGGACAGGGGGCCAAGACGACGUCUGACAUCAGACAAUCGGACUCGGUGAACCUUACCGUUUCGUCCACCGUCGACGGCAAAUUGUCGUCGGCUGAGGACGUGAGCGUGUACGGCGAGUAUGACGCGGCCGCCGGCCCAGGGUCGUCUGCCGGUUACGAAGUGCAUGAGGUAAUGCACGUGGGCGGCGGCGGCGGUUACGACGCGUACCAGCAGGUGCACGUGGCCCAGGGACAUCCGGCGACGACGACCGCGACCACCACCCUGGAGGCCAAUCCGGAUCUGAUCAGCGACGCAUCCACCGUGAUCAGGGACAAUGGUGGUGGCGACUACCGCGACGCCACCGACGAGGUGUACAAGAUAACCGUACCACCGCCCCCAUCGUGCGGCCGAGACUUUUGGUCGACUUCCGGUGCCGUAUACCCGUCCGGCGGCGGCUGUGGCUCGUACGAAUUGCAACUAUCGCCAGGCAAGCUGACCGCCGGCGAACCAUAUCCAGCCGAUUAUGGACUGCCCAAGUUAUCGUCCGGCCAGUAUCCGAUGCCGGCGCCACCAUCAUUGUACCGGACGCUUCCGCACCGACGGAACGCGGCAAAGCCGCAAGGCCGGUCGUGCCAAGAAGCCGAGUUCGUGCUGUUACAGCAGCAUCACCAUCAUCACCAUCAUCACCACCAACAACAGCAACAGCAACAGCACCAGCACCACUUGAACCGGUACGAACCGCAAAACAUCCGGUACAACCAGCAGGGAUACCCGUACCCGGCGUCCGCAGUUGCCGCGGACGCGGCGUACUACGCGACGGCCGCGGCCACUUUUUACGAACCACCAUCGUUGUCGAACGCGUCCGCGCAGACACUUGACGAUGAAACGAUGGUCAUGAUGAUGAUGAUGCCACCGGCGCCGCCGCCGCCGCCACUCGUGACCGGCGCCUCAGCGUUACCCACAGCGGGCAGACAGCCACAACACUUGUCCGCCGAACAUGCGGCAAGUCAGCACAAGGCCGUCACCGCCGUGCAAAAGCAGCCGGCCACCACGGAGAGCCCGGACGAAGGGUACGUGGGCGAAGGGCCUGACUCGUAGAUCGGUUACAAGCCGCGUCCGGACGUCCGGCCCCCGACGUAGACGACUGGAUGCCGUACCGACAGUCGCUUUGUGACGAGCGCCCGUCACUCAUACUUGUACAUAAUUCGAUGAUAAUAUUAAUAUUAUAUCGUUAUAAAAGCUGUGAAAUAUGUAAUAUUUUUUUGUUGUGCGUUCUUGUUGACAGGUCCACACCGUAGAAAUAGCAUUGUAAAAAUAUAAUUUCAUAUUUGUCGACCAUUACACACACACACACACACACAAUCACACCCUGUAAUAGACGCUUUUCUCCGAUCGUUAUAGUUCGGUAAUCGAAGGGCGCAAUACCGUGCGUCGUGGACCGUUAAAGUUAAACGACGUCAUUAAAUUAUAACACUUAUAAUAUUGCUCUAGAUAAUAACCGAUCUAGUCAUAUUUAGUUCCGUUCGAAUCCUACGCUGCUGAAAAUGUAAUCUGCUUAAUUGUAUGUAUUUGUGUAUUUAUCUCAAUUAAUGUACCUAGUAAAUUUUUUUUUUUUUUUAUGAAUGUGCUAAAGCUAUGUUUUUUUUUAACGGCAAUAGGUCAUAUGUUUGCAUCAAAUUCUGAUAUCGUCAAAAAAAAAUAAACUAUUACAUGAAAUAAUAAUUUUUAGCGCGACUUUUAUUUUUAAUUUACGAAUGGAAUAUAUUAGUGUUAAGUCGUUGUAACGACACUACAAUCUUUUUUUAACAACAAUGCUGUACAGAAUCUUAAAGGAAGUUUAUAUUUAUUAUUUUCCUUUUUCAUGUUAACUUUUUCCGCAUAAGAAGAUUGAGAUUUUCAAUUCAUAUCAUUAUUAUCAGAUUAAAUUUAAUUCGAAUUGAAUUAUCAUACUUAAUAGUUAAUUUUUUUAUAUACAUAUAUUUAUAAAUGCAUGUUCACGGCGUACCCACUCUAAAAACACUAAUAAAUGUAUUUACCUUCUCUCACGAAAAUAAAUAUAAUAUUAUAAUGCCUAAUACAAAAUUAAAAGGAUAUAAACUAUAAUAAUAUGAGAACCCAUAACCAUUAUGAAGAAAAAAACACAAUAAAGUAGUAAAACGAUUUCUUUUGAAUAUUCAAUUGUACUUGGCUCAAAUUUACACACCUAUAAUUUCCCUAAACACGGUUGGUCUGUCGAAAUAAUAAAAUUAUAUUUUAACCAUUUUACCACAGUUCACCGUGUUAGAGAUUACACGUAGCAAAACACGUUUCCAUGUGUUUUCCGUUCGCUUUCGGUAAACAUAUAAAUAUAUAAUUUGACGUACCAAUCGGACGGUCGACCCUAUUCGAUUUUAAAAUAUUACGACCUAUUCUUCUAGUGAAUCAAAAUACAUUGGUCGUGGCUGUAAUAUUAUAUUUUAACUCAUCCGUUUUGAACGGGAUUCGAUGAGUGAUUAAAAAGUGUAGUUAACUAUCGUAAUAAUAAUAAUGUGUACAUAAAUAAAAAAAAAAUGAAAAAAAAUGAAAAAUGAAUAUUAUGUAACUCGUUAAUAUUAAAAGAAAAGAAAGAAUACUCGCCGCAUAAAUCACUGCGAACGGCUUAAAUGGAACUUGGCUGUAGCACUGUACGGGAAAGCGGGAAACAGUGAAAAAAAAAUAAAAUAAAAAAUAAAUCUGCUGUGAGAAUUUACGUUCAGAAAUGUUUAGUGGAUUUAUUUUAAAGUCUCGGACGCGUGCGGGACUGCUCUUCCGCGAACCUCUGUGCUUUUUCGAUGAUUUAUAAUAAUUUUCCACGCCAUUAGGCCCCGGCACGGCCGUAGGAUUGAUGUAACAAUAAAACGCUUAGUUGUCCGAAACUAUGUCGGGCGGCCUAUAUGCACAGUAAAAAGUGUCCGACGCAUUCCACCGCGAACGGUUUUACUCUCUCGUGUUGCGCAUUCCGAGGAGGGGAAUUUAAUUUCGACGAGUCCGAAACGGUGCCGACUGUAAAUAACCCGACGAUUCGAUUCAAUACUGUUUACAACGCCCUGCUUCGUGUCCGUAAAAUUCACUUUACGAACCGUAUCGGCUAUAGUAAUAUAGAGAGCAGGGAGUGAGAGCGGGAGAGCGAAUAAUAAUAAUAAUAAUCGUCGUCACAAUAAUAAUCGAACGAGACGCGUUCGAUACCUAUACGUAAUUUUAUUAUUUUUUAAUUUCCCAAACACAACACCAACAUUUUGUAUUCGAUGGCUGUCGCCGCCGUAGAAAUAUCGCGUAAGACGCCAAAUUACUCCAACUGCAGCAUGAGUGUAGUCGGGCAGUCACCAAACCGUGCGCGUUGAAUAUAACUGUAGGUAUUCGACUUGUAGGUAACGUGUUACCAACAUUUUGUUACCUGCAUAUUAAAUAUUGACACGAGAUACGGUGAGGUGUGAGCCCGGCUUAACGCGUCUGACAUAAUAUCUAUAAUUAUUGUAAAUCAUUGUUUGUAAUAAAUAAAAAAACAACAAGAAAACUGAUAUACAUAAUAAUAAUAUAAUAGUAUAUAAUAUGUAUAUCAAUGGUCUUAUUUUAUGUUAAUAAUAUAAUAUAUAUAUACUGUUAAGCUAUACCUAUAUCAUUGUUGUAUAUUUACGUGUAUGUUAAUUAUUGUAGAAAUAUGUUGCCAUGCCGAUUCGAUUUGGCGUAUUGUUAUAUUGUAUUACUCCAUAAUAUUAUAGGUUCCCAUUAUAGUUUUAUUAUCAUCGAAGGAAUUAAAUAUUAGUGUUUUUUUACCAGAGAACCAUGAUAAUAUUAUGACAUUGUAUAUGUAAUAUGUAUGUACUAUAUAAAUAUAUAUUAUCGCUGAUUAUGAUAUUUAUGGUUAAAUAAAAAUAAUAAUUUAUAGUCAUUUAAAUAAAGCGUUCAUUAUUCGUGAUUAUAGUUCAACUAUGCCAUAUAUAACUAUAA